GAUCUUUCCAACUCCUUUCCGCCCCACAAAACAGCCUGUUUUCGAAUACGCUUCGAUCUGCGACAUCUAUUAAAUCCUAGGAACCGGCGGAUAAACAGCUGUCCUGCGACGUUAUCGUUCCGAGAAAUCCUUGGAAAGACCUUCAAUACGGAGCCGCACGCAAGAAAUUUGCGACCCACACGGCCGUACCGCAUCCACGUCUUCUUCUCCCCUCUUCUCUGGUCCUCCCCUGCUCCCGCACAGCAGAACAAACAGCGCAUCAUAAGAUGGAGGAGAGCUCUUUCGCGACGGGGCGGGGGCGGGUGGUCGGGGACUACAUUCUGGGGCCGAAGAUAGGGUCCGGGUCGUUCGCGGUGGUGUGGCGGGCGCGCCACCGGCAGCACGGCCUGGAGGUGGCCGUGAAGGAGAUCGACAAGAACCAGCUCAGCUCCAAGAUCCGCGACGGCCUCCUCAAAGAGAUUUCCAUCCUCCGCCAGGUCUCCCACCCCAACAUCAUCCGCCUCCACCAAGCCAUCCAGACGGAGGAUAAGAUAUUUCUCGUGCUGGAGUACUGCAUGGGGGGUGAUCUUGCGGCGUAUAUAGAGCGGCGGGGGAGGGUCUCGGAGGCGGUGGCGAGGCACUUUAUGCGGCAGCUGGCUUCGGGGUUGCAGAUUCUUCGAGAGAGCAAUCUCAUCCACAGAGACCUGAAGCCGCAGAACCUUCUACUGUCAAGUACUGAUGAAACCCCCGUCUUGAAGAUUGGAGAUUUUGGGUUUGCAAGGUAUCUGAUGCCUCAAGGGUUAGCUGACACACUUUGUGGUUCCCCCUUAUACAUGGCUCCAGAGAUUAUACAGGAUAGGAAAUAUGAUGCCAAGGCUGACUUAUGGAGUGUUGGAGCAAUUCUGUUCCAGUUGGUCACAGGGAAGCUGCCUUUUGAUGGAAAUACUCAUUUUCAGCUUUUCCAGAACAUAUUGGCAACUAAUGAACUGCAAUUUCCAGAAGAUGUUUUGGUGAACCUGCAUCCUGAUUGUAUUGAUCUCUGUAGAAGUCUUCUACGUCGAAACCCAGUGGAGAGACUAACAUUUGAAGAUUUCUUCAACCACAAGUUCAUGGCACAAAGGAUAAGUGGAACUGCUAUGGUGUCACAAAAUACUGCAGAUGUUAACUUAGGAGAUAGUGAUCCAUCAAAUUCUUUAAAUGUGCAUGCCAUGAAGACUGGAAGCAUGGACCAGGGGCUUUCAUUCACAAAUACUUCAAAAGUCGCCGACUCGUUCGAACAAGAAUAUGUUCUUGUUCAAACUCAUUUUGCUUCUAUGGAGGCCUUAUUUUCUUCACUUGAGACAUCCUUGCAAGAUAAUUCGACAACUAGACUUCCUAGUUACAAACCAAAGCAGACAAGCAAGGGUACUGCUGGCCUGAUGCAAACUGGGGAGCUAGUCAUUAGCAAUAUUUCUGGUGCAGAGAGUAUGGGAAGCGAUGUUUCUUCUCCCUUAUCAAAAUUACAGGCAUCUACUGCGUCAGAGGAUGUGCAGGAGUCGUCAUCAUUGCAUCCUUCCACUAGGCUUCUGCUUCUAAGUCAGUAUGUAAAUGUCCUCACAGAAUUAGCACAAGAAAAGCUUCAUGAAGGAUUGCAUCUGGAAUCAUUUUCACUUGAACUCGUGACUUUAGCUGUAUGGAAAGAAGCCCUACACAUAUGUAGUUCAUGGAUGGCCUCGACAGCCGAGGCAGAUGCUCUGAAUACUUUUUCUGCUAAUGAAACUCCAUCCCAUCAAAAAGACCAUAUGUCUCUGAACAUUGCGGAGGGAGUGGAUUUCAUGAAGCCAUCAUCCAUUUGCUCUUGGGCAGAGAAAGGAUUUGUCGUUGCAUGUGAUCGAGCUGAAAAGAUUUCUAAUACUUUGCGGGACAUAGGUGAUGUGGUGAUGCCAGAUCCAAUGGAGAUUAUCUUUCAAACAGCUUUAGAAGAUGGAAGACGUGGUGCUGUGGAAGAAGUUAUGAGAAACAGUAGGAGAGCAGUUGCAUUGUACUCAAGAGCAAUCGCAUUGCUUACAUUUAUUAUGGUGGAAGCAAUACUGCUACCAUUGAAUCCACCAUUUUCACUCCCUCCUUCUGAUCGGCAAAGGAUCCACAGAUACAUCAUCAAUUUAAGAAGUCAUCUAAACAUGUCUCAUGGCAGAACUCACUCAGAGACAAACUAAUGAAUCUUCCAACGAUUGAUAUGACUCUUCAAGUAAAUAUAUAUGACUCAAGUGACUGCCCAUGGUAUUACUUACUGAGGAAACCCAUCAUCUUGGAUCGUAUCUAAUCACAAAGCCUGUCAUUGUUUGUCAGACAUCCGUAUUCUAAUCAAGUUUUCUCUUAGAGGUGACAAAUCUCAUUCAUGGGUAGUGGGGUUCUGUCAAAUUUUGGUUACAAAGCUACUCAUGUGGAAAUAAAUGCACAUAAUCUGUCUUUAGCUUGAUAGGUUGUAAAAAAGAAGAAGAAAAAACUAGAAACUGUACAGAUAAAUAACUGUCAAUGUCAAGUUGAAAUGUAGUUUAUUAUUAUUGCUGAACUCUCAGUUUGGGAAAGUUUCUAGUGGUGGAUGCAUUUUAGAAGUUCAUUCAGGUUUCUGGUUCAUACCAUGUUUGGGUACGCUACUAUGCUCCUGGCAAUUCAAAAGCUGACAGUGCAAGUCUGAUUACUAAUGUGAGUUGAAUCAGUCGGCAUCCCUAUCAAUUCAGAGGUCUGCUCUUCUCAAUGGCAAUCCAAGCAGGUUUCAGCACUAUCAGAUUGUGUCAUCUCAAUAUUGGCAUGAUAAAUUUAUGUUUCUAGUCCUGAAUGGCAUGUCCUUGCAUAAUAGAGCCCUCUGAAUAAUGUUACUCUUGCCAUGUUCCCAAUGUUCAGAGCUCCUAUCAUUACUUGCUUUA
This is a messenger RNA of Phoenix dactylifera (date palm), 2885 nucleotides long. Its product is annotated as serine/threonine-protein kinase ATG1a. Lineage: Eukaryota; Viridiplantae; Streptophyta; Magnoliopsida; Arecales; Arecaceae. The record is from RefSeq and is a predicted model, not a curated record. Gene Ontology annotation, cellular component: cytosol; cytoplasm; autophagosome. Gene Ontology annotation, biological process: protein autophosphorylation; autophagosome assembly; regulation of autophagy. Gene Ontology annotation, molecular function: protein serine/threonine kinase activity; ATP binding.